Molecule: messenger RNA, 516 nt
Organism: Auanema sp. JU1783
Lineage: Eukaryota; Metazoa; Nematoda; Chromadorea; Rhabditida; Rhabditidae
Source: the annotation of a GenBank genome assembly
AUGUCCCUACUAAACUUCUUCAUACUUCUCCUCAUCGCUGUCACGGCUACUCACAGCUUCAAAUGUUAUCGUUGUGCAUCACCCUAUCCAAUUAACAACUGGGGGCGUUUCAAACUACCAGCUUUUCGUGGAAGUGAACAACAAUCUGAUCCUACUUGCGAAAAUGCCCAUGAGGUGAACUCAUAUGUUGACUGUACAGGAUUAUGUUUGACCAUCAACUUUACAAUGCCCGAGUUUAACCAUACAUUAGGAAUAGUACGAGAAUGUCACAGAUUACCUUCGGACGAGAAAGAGCUGCGAACCCAAACACCAUGUUUCACUGAGGAAGGCACUACUAGACAAACAAGGAAACGUGUGGUCGUAGAGUAUUGCUACUGUCAAGGAGAUUUUUGUAACGGAGUGCCUCAACUUAGAACACUACGUCGCGGUGGAUUACUGUUCCCACGUUCGUCUGUCUCUUCGGUACUUUGUAUGUUGCCUAUCGUUUUUUCUCUCGUCUUUUCUUCACUCAUUUGA